AUGAUGGAUCUUGACAAGAAACCAAGUCAUGAUGAUGAUCCAAUCAAGCAUGGCCUUGAAGAGAUCGAGAACAUCAAGUCCCUUGACCAGGGGAAUAUACAGACAGAACUGAGUGGCAUCGAGUCAACUGCUGCUUCGAAGGCAGCAUGGCUUAUAUCCAUAGUUGUCUCCAUUGGUGGAUUUCUCUUUGGAUAUGAUACUGGUUACAUUUCCUCUGUCUUGGUUACGAUCGACAAAUCUCUCGGUCAUAUCCUGAGCUCGAACGAACAAGAAAUGGUGACAUCGUUGACCAGCGGAGGUGCACUAGUUGGAGCUAUCGGAGCUGGGCUCACCGCUGAUCGCUUUGGUCGUCGCUGGCCUAUAUGGGGCGCAUGUCUAUUAUUCGUGAUUGGAUCGGUGAUUCAAACAUGUGCAUAUUCUGUCGCUCAGUUCGCUGCUGGGAGAUUUGUUGUGGGUCUAGGAGUAGGAGGUGCAGCGAUGAUCGUUCCUCUCUACAUCGGUGAGUUGGCUCCUGCAAAAUACCGUGGUCGCAUGGUUGCCUUUAACAAUAUGAGCGUCACCUUUGGCCAGUUAGUUGCUAGUUCUAUUGGUGCCGGAUUCGCUCAAGUUAAAGGUGAAGGAUGGCGUGCCACGGUGGGCAUUGGAACUGCCCCAGCUAUGCUACUGGCGGGUCUCCUAUUUUUAUGUCCAGAGUCUCCUCGGCAGCUAGUCUCGCAUGGGAAGGUUGAAGCUGCCGAUGCAGUUCUCUUGCGCAUUUACCCGACUUCCACCGACGAGCAACGGCAAGCUAAGAUCACAUCUAUUGAACUCUCUUUACAAGAUAGUGCAACGAUGGCAGAGGAGUCUAUCUGGUCAACUCUCAAGAAAGUCUUUACUACACCCUCGACUGGUCGCGCGGUGCUUACUGCAUGCGUGGUCAUGGCGAUCAGCCAACUUAGUGGAUUCAAUACUCUGAUGUACUACGCUUCAACGUUGUUUUCUAUCGUUGGAUUUGCAAACUCUACAGCCGUGGGUAUCACCGUAUCAGGAACAAACUUCGUCUUCUCGAUCGUCAACCUGGUCCUUGUCGACAAAUUCGGUCGGAGGAAGAUUCUCAUGGUCACCAUUCUUGGGAUGUCAUGCUGCAUGAUUGUCACCCUCGUGGCUUUCCUACAUAUCCCCAUCAAUCUCGAGACAUUAGAGGUCGAAUCUUCUACAGUUGGCUGGCCUGCGGCCCUAGUACUAGUCUCUAUUAUCCUCUACGUCGCCUUUUAUUCGUCCGGCGUUGCCACAAUUUCAUGGAUUGGCACUGAACUUAUCCCAUUAGAGGUUCGAGCUGUGGGAACUAUGUUGAACACUGUUACCUGCUGGGGUUGCAACAUCAUCAUUUCCUCUACGUAUCUCUCUAUGAUGAAGGGCUUGACACCAAGUGGGACUUUCGGCUUCUAUGGCGCAAUCUGCUUCCUCGGAUGGUUGUUUGUUGCGUUUUUCUUCCCUGAAUGUAAGGGUAUGCCUUUGGAAGCUAUUCGGGACGUGUUUGCAAAAGGAUUUGGAGUUGGGUAUUCGAAGAAAUGGCAGAAGGAACACAAAGAUCAUAAGGUGGAGACUACUAUCGUCAUUGGACAUUGA
This is a messenger RNA of Penicillium angulare, 1608 nucleotides long. RefSeq lists its product as uncharacterized. The record is from RefSeq and is a predicted model, not a curated record. The transcript is spliced from 5 exons. Gene Ontology annotation, molecular function: myo-inositol:proton symporter activity. Gene Ontology annotation, cellular component: membrane. The coding region runs from base 1 to 1608 and encodes 535 amino acids. Gene Ontology annotation, biological process: transmembrane transport. NCBI's taxonomy places the organism in Eukaryota, Fungi, Ascomycota, Eurotiomycetes, Eurotiales, Aspergillaceae.